GCUUAGUAAGAUAACGCCAUCAUCACCUCCUUAACAUUAUUCCGUUUUUCAAAGGAUCCGCAUAAACUGAAGAUUUGAAAGGUCCGGUUAACGCCAUGAAAACCUUUAUUGUUACUCUGCUUGGAAUUUUGGUUACAACCAACGCAAUUCCUAACGAUGCAUGGGAGAUUUUUCAAAUUAAUCGGAACAGUAAACUGCAGAUGAAGGACCUCAAUAUGGAAGACAGUUACUCUUUAACCCAAAUAAAAUCGGGCAAUUUUGAAACUAAUAAUCAAAACAAUGAUAAAAAUAAACAAACUACUGAUGUUUUGAGUGCAGUAGAUACAUCUAUAAAGAAAACUACAAAUAAUGGCACAUUAAUAACAAAUACAACCCAGAAUGCUCAGGCAAACCAAACGUUGGCUAAAAACGUGUCAGAUGAUUCGAUAACUGUUUACAAUCUGCAAAAUAACAUAGAUAACGUUACAACAAAAAUAAUACUAGUUAAUAAUACUAAUGUUACAUCACGGCGUAUUGAUGAUUUAAUAAAAACUGUGACUAGCGACGUCAAAGCAGUUAUUUUCUUCGAGAUUGAUGAACAUACUGAAAACGUCGGAUACAUCGAAAACCAACUUGCUAGAAAAGGACUGUUCCUUAAUGAUACUUACGUUUUACCUUCAAAUAUAAAUCUUUUGGAUAUUCAGAACAAAUAUAGCACCUACGUGCGUAGCACUUUUGACGAGAUUUAUAGCAAGCUUUACAAUUUAGUCAAUGAUGAAAAAUAUGAUGAAGCGGUAACGUUUAGUAAACUUCUUAUGCCAACUGACAAUGAAAGGAUAUUAUAUCAUGUUAUAAUGAAUUUAAUUGAUAAAAGAAAUGAACGCAUUAUGGUAUACGCGUACAAACUCUGGGACAAUGAUGGUAAAUAUAUUGUAGAUCAAUACUUUCCUCAUGUAUUCCAAAGGCUAUUCAGCGAAGAUAAAGUGAAGAUACUUUAUAAAAAACAAAAUGGUCAUUUAAAAAUAACCCAUACCCAAAGCGACGAAUGGUACUUAUCCACUGAAUGCUCUUAUAAUGUAACCGAAAGUAAGCUCUGGAGUUUUAUCCCAAUCUUUAAGAAUGCGAGUGUUUCCUUUAAAAUGAAAAACCAUGCCAAUAACAUAUAUUUAAAGUUGCAAUAUGGUGCUGACGCGAAUGGAGACAGAAAAGCUUGGGGAGCUACAAACAAGCAGUUCUACGAAGAUAGAUUCAGAUGGCGUUUAGUGCCACAUUUCGAUUCACAUGGAUUUUUGAUAUUUUGCAUCAUUAACAGCCAGUACAACUUAUUUUUGAGGAGUAACCAUUGCUCAAAGGAAGACCAAGAUGUGAUAGGAGUAACGGGUGAGUGUGGGGCUGAUCUGAGUUGGUACAUAGCUCAUAAAGAAUAUUCAGAAUACGACUCUAAAGGACAACGCAUUUAUCCUGUAAGUGACAGAGACUUACUUACGAUACAAGGUGAAGAACCCAAAGAAGUUCCUGAUUAUUACUCGUAUUAGUUUAGUUACUAAGAAAACAGAUAAAAAUGCCAAUAUGAAUGAUUGUUAUGUAAGUUUUGUAUUCUAACCAUUUGACCAUUUAUGUAAUUUGAUGAUUUUUAUGUAAGUAGGUACUUUCGUUAUCUAUAAUAUGAAGCAAAGAUGAUGCUUUAACAUGUUUGUUUUUUCUCAUUUCUUAUAAUAGAAGACUUAUUUUUUU
Messenger RNA from Pectinophora gossypiella (pink bollworm), 1713 nucleotides. RefSeq lists its product as uncharacterized. The record is from RefSeq and is a predicted model, not a curated record. The transcript is spliced from 3 exons. Gene Ontology annotation, cellular component: extracellular region. Bases 96 to 1514 code for a protein of 472 amino acids. Lineage: Eukaryota; Metazoa; Arthropoda; Insecta; Lepidoptera; Gelechiidae.